Cynocephalus volans (Philippine flying lemur) is the source of this 1032-nucleotide messenger RNA. RefSeq names its product leucine zipper protein 2 (gene LUZP2). The transcript is spliced from 12 exons. Bases 1 to 1032 code for a protein of 343 amino acids. Lineage: Eukaryota; Metazoa; Chordata; Mammalia; Dermoptera; Cynocephalidae. The record is from RefSeq and is a predicted model, not a curated record.
AUGAAAUUCAGCCCAGCGCACUACCUGCUGCCGCUCCUGCCGGCGCUGGUCCUCAGCACCAGACAGGACUAUGAAGAGCUGGAAAAGAAGCUGAAAGAAGUUUUUAAGGAGCGAAGCACCAUCCUCCGUCAGCUGACAAAGACAUCAAGAGAACUUGAUGGAAUUAAAGUCAACCUUCAGUCUUUAAAAAACGAUGAGCAAUCCACCAAAACUGAUGUUCAGAAGCUCCUGGAAUUAGGCCAGAAACAAAGAGAAGAGAUGAAGUCUCUCCAGGAGGCCCUGCAAAAUCAACUUAAAGAGACAUCUGAGAAAGCAGAAAAACACCAGGCUACUAUUAAUUUUUUAAAGACUGAAGUGGAAAGAAAGAGCAAAAUGAUCCGAGACCUCCAGAAUGAGAAUAAAAGCUUGAAAAACAAACUCUUGUCAGGAAACAAGCUGUGUGGCAUUCACGCAGAAGAGUCAAAAAAGAUCCAAGCCCAGCUGAAGGAGCUUCGUUAUGGGAAGAAGGAUUUAUUAUUUAAGGCCCAGCAGCUAACUGAUCUGGAACAAAAAUUAGCUGUAGCCAAACAUGAAUUGGAGAAAGCAGCUCUUGACAGGGAAUCACAGAUGAAAGCAAUGAAAGAGACUGUACAACUCUGCUUGACAUCAGUUUUCCGUGAUCAACCUCCUCCUUUGAGUCUAAUCACAUCAAAUCCAACUAAGAUGUUACUUCCACCCAAGACAGUAGCCUCUAAGAUUCCAGAUGCAAGGACAAAAAGCAAGCCUCAACAAAGUGCUCCUGGAAAUGAGAACUCUCAAGUUGGGUCAACAAAGGAAGAAAAUCCAAGUACCACUGAGUGUGACCCUCAAGAUGAGGGCAGGACCUGUUCAAUGAAGCACAAAGAGAGUUUAAGUAAUGCUACUGCAGAAUCAAAGCCUGUCCCACAGAAAUUGCAAAUGCCGCCUUGUUCUGAAUGUGAGGUGAAAAAAGCCCCAGAAAAACAAUUGACCAGCUUUGAAGGGAUGGCAGCUAGAGAAGAAAAAAUACUGUAA